Molecule: messenger RNA, 1734 nt
Organism: Phalaenopsis equestris
Lineage: Eukaryota; Viridiplantae; Streptophyta; Magnoliopsida; Asparagales; Orchidaceae
Exons: 8
Coding region: 325-1509 (394 amino acids)
Biological process (GO): regulation of peptide transport
Cellular component (GO): membrane
Source: RefSeq, a predicted model, not a curated record
AUAGCUAACGUGUGCCCACUACUUCACGAUACCAUGUACAAAUAACUGACAGUGGAAAAUUGAUCCAUUGCAUCCCGAAAUUCCUGCAUCCCUGGAUGUGCUAACUGCCAUACUCGUCGUACCCAAGCCGGUAGCGAGCAGUAGAGGGAGCCGUUGAAGACAAAGAAGCCGGAGCGAAGGGAACGAGCGUACAUUUUGUUUGCCGCCGCUGGUCGGGAUCGUGAACCUGGUGAUCUCCCGUUACCCGCCCUACUUGCAGCGAUACUGCUGAGCCUUUUAUAUCGGAGCGAGCUAAUACUGGAAGGUUUUGUUUGGGAGAAGGAGAUGGCAGACUGGAGGUAUCGAGUCGGCUUGAUUCUCAUCGUUGCCGUGGUGGUGAUCUGGGUUAUGUCUGCCGAAGUGACGCAGGGUAUCUUUGCAGACUACAAACAACCGUUUGCAGUAACUUAUUUAGGAGCCUCUCUUAUGAUCGUUUUUCUUCCAAUAGCAUUUAUGAAGGAUUGGAUAUGCAACAUGCUAAGAAAGCAUUCUAGAGGAGCCAACAAUACUCCCAACCAAUCUUCUGCAACUAAUUCCCUUGCAGAAUCUAAGGAAAUGCAGAAAGUGCUUCUAAGUGAAUCACAUUCCCCUUUAAAUCGAGAAGAAAGUGACAUUGAUCUUUCUGUACAAGACGGAGAGGAAAAUGUAUUAAUUGUGAAGAUCAAGAAUGAUUUUGAUGGCCAGAGAGAAUCUAUAGAGCUUGCUUCACGGUCUAUCGUAAAAUAUGGGUUUUAUCUAGCCCCAAUUUGGUUUGUAACCGAGUAUCUGUCAAAUGCAGCACUUGCAAGGACUAGUGUUGCGAGUACAACAGUUCUAUCAUCUACAUCCGGGCUCUUUACUCUUUUUAUUGGCGUGCUUCUUCGACAAGACUCCUUAGAUGUUGCAAAAAUUGUCGCUGUUUUCAUUAGCAUGUCUGGAGUUGUUAUGGCAACCCUAGGCAAGACGUGGGCCACAGAUGAGUCUCAACUGAGCUCUGCUGGGAAUGGAGAGAGGUCGCUCGUGGGAGAUCUUUUUGGUCUUCUUUCUGCUGUAUCCUAUGGGCUAUUUACUGUGCUUCUAAAGAAGUUCUGUGGGGAGGAAGGGAAGAGUGCUGAUGUUCAGAAGUUGUUUGGAUAUGUCGGUCUGUUUACACUUAUUGCUCUAUGGUGGCUUGUAUGGCCGCUGACCGCAUUAGGGAUUGAACCCAAGUUUACAAUUCCCCAGACUGCUAAAAUGGAAGAAGUUGUGCUUGUGAAUGGCUUUGUCGGAAGUGUGCUCUCAGACUACUUUUGGGCUUUGUGUGUUGUGUGGACCACUCCUCUUGUAGCCACCUUAGGCAUGUCACUUACUAUACCAGUUGCUAUGGUUGCUGAUAUGGUGAUACAUGGCCGUCAUUAUUCAGCUGUGUAUGUUGUUGGCUCAGCUCAGGUAUUUGGAGGUUUUGUACUGGCUAACCUUUCAGAUAGAAUAUCCAGGAUGCUGGGAUUUUAGCAAUUGCUAGAUCGUUCCUCUUUGCAGUAUUUAGGAUUUUUCGAAAGCCCAAAUUGUGCUGUAUUUGGGAAACUGAUUGAUUCAUUCAUUUCUUAGAAGGUUGUGGUCAAUUAUGAUUUUUUUUUGGUUUCUAUACCUUUUUUAGAGGCGUAUCUUCUGUAUUAGGUUUGAUACAGUAUAAUUUCUUUGUACCGUCAGUGUUGUUACAUGUUGUGUGGAAUAUGU